Rhinichthys klamathensis goyatoka is the source of this 1482-nucleotide messenger RNA. Its product is annotated as cytochrome P450 2C31-like. Lineage: Eukaryota; Metazoa; Chordata; Actinopteri; Cypriniformes; Leuciscidae. Gene Ontology annotation, biological process: xenobiotic metabolic process. Gene Ontology annotation, molecular function: heme binding; iron ion binding; oxidoreductase activity, acting on paired donors, with incorporation or reduction of molecular oxygen, reduced flavin or flavoprotein as one donor, and incorporation of one atom of oxygen. The transcript is spliced from 10 exons. The record is from RefSeq and is a predicted model, not a curated record. Gene Ontology annotation, cellular component: cytoplasm; intracellular membrane-bounded organelle. Bases 1 to 1476 code for a protein of 491 amino acids.
AUGGAACUCUUUGGCUCAUUGGUGUUGGUUUUAGUCUUGGCUGUGUUGGUGUUGGUCAAAUGGAAAAGAAAGGCGAGUGGACUUUCUUUGCCCCCUGGGCCGCUGGCACUGCCACUGAUGGGAAACUUGCCAAUAAUGGACAAGCGUGCACCCUUUAAAAGCUUUAUGAAGUGGAGUAAAACCUAUGGGCCUGUGAUGACGGUGUACCUCGGGCCUCAAAGAGUGGUGGUUCUGGUCGGUUAUGAUACAGUGAAAGAGGCUCUAGUGGACCAGGCAGAUGACUUCAAAGACCGAGCCCCCAUUCCCUUUCUGCACACAAUUCUGAGAGGCUACGGUUUGACUAUCAGUAAUGGAGAUCGUUGGCUUCAACUGAGGCGGUUCACUCUCACCACACUGAGGGAUUUUGGAAUGGGACGCAAACGAAUGGAACAGUGGAUUCAAGAUGAGAAACUACAUUUGCUGAACAGUUUUGAAGAAACCAAAUCGACACCAGUUGACCCAACCUUCUUCCUGAGCCGGGCUGUGUCCAACGUGAUCUGUUCCCUGGUGUUUGGGCAACGCUUUGAUUAUGAUGACAAAAGCUUCCUGCACUUGCUCCAGAUCAUCUCCAGACUUGUGCGCUUUGUCAGCAGCCCUUGGGGCCAGCUGUACAACAUCUUCCCUAAACUAAUGCAGUUAUUGCCUGGUAGUCAUCAUACCAUGUUUAGAGAGGUAGAUGACAUCAAAGCCUUCAUUAUGACAAAAAUCAAGGAGCAUGAGCAGAAUUUGGACUUCAGUGACCCGAAGGACUUUAUUGACUGCUUCCUCAUCAGACUCAAACAGGAGAAACACAAUCCUGACACAGAAUUCCACAAGGAUAACAUGUGGGCGACUGUUAUUAAUCUGUUUAUAGCUGGUACAGAGACCACAAGCACAACUAUCAGAUACGCCCUGAUGAUGAUGAUCAAACACCCCCACAUACAGGAGCAAAUUCAGAGGGAGAUUGAUCGAGUUAUUGGACAGAACAGAAUCCCUACAAUGGAUGACAGGAAGUCCCUUCCUUUCACUGAUGCUGUGAUUCAUGAAGUACAACGGUAUUUGGACCUUGUCCCACUAAAUCUUCCCCAUUAUGCCACGCAUGACAUCAUGUUCAGAGGUUACGUAAUACCAAAGGGCACAGUAAUUCUUCCCAUGCUGCACUCUGUCCUAAGGGAGGAGGUACAGUGGGAAACCCCUUGGACAUUUAACCCGGAGCAUUUUCUGGAUGCCAAUGGCAACUUUAAAAAGAAUCCAGCCUUUAUCCCUUUUUCUGCAGGUAAACGCUCUUGUGUGGGUGAGUCUCUGGCUCGUAUGGAGCUCUUUCUGUUCAUCGUGUCUCUGCUUCAGAAGUUCAGCUUCAGUAGUCCACAGGGUCCAGAUGGCAUAGACCCCAGUCCUGAACUCAGCAGCUUUGUCAACAUGCCUCGAUUCUAUGAGCUCAUUGCCUCCCCCCGCUGAGCAACA